Caenorhabditis sp. 36 PRJEB53466 is the source of this 585-nucleotide messenger RNA. NCBI's taxonomy places the organism in Eukaryota, Metazoa, Nematoda, Chromadorea, Rhabditida, Rhabditidae. The record is from the annotation of a GenBank genome assembly.
AUGGCUUCCUAUUCUUCUCAAGGUUCGUUUUAGUGGCGUGGCAAUUCACACAGUCCUUCCAGAAGUCGAAGCAGUUCUCGCUCCACUCUUUGCCAAGUACAUUCAAGCGGUUGACGAUGAAAAGUGGGAUGUGAUUGAAAAAUUCUAUCAUCCGAACACGGUUCUUGUGCAAAAGUGCAAGGAGAAUACCUAUUUUUACGGAAACAAAGGUACUAGAGUUGAUUUUUGGACGUUUUGCCUUUCAGUAGAGAUAUCAAAAAGUUGUCAACUGAUAAAAAUCAAAAAGAUAUUGUGCACAUUUUACUAGUUGACCACGUUUCGAUAUCUUCACUGUCAACUGAGAUAAAUUGUUUUUUUAAAGCCGCCACCAACUUCCUACGCGGUUUCGCCGACAUCACCGGAAAAGCGGUGAACUCGAUCUCGAACGUAAAGUUCGAAGGAACCGGAAACUGGUUGAUCAUCAGCGCGAAUUUCCGAACGGAGACAGAAAAGAUCGGAGUGGUCACGGGAAAAUUCUUGCAAAUCUGGAAGAAAGAGGGCGAGAAGCUGUCCGUCUAUCACGAUGAAUUCGAGAUGGACGCUUGA